This is a messenger RNA of Scatophagus argus, 5485 nucleotides long. RefSeq names its product sarcosine dehydrogenase (gene sardh). NCBI's taxonomy places the organism in Eukaryota, Metazoa, Chordata, Actinopteri, Scatophagidae. The transcript has 23 exons. The coding region runs from base 139 to 2889 and encodes 916 amino acids. Gene Ontology annotation, cellular component: mitochondrion. Gene Ontology annotation, molecular function: oxidoreductase activity; protein binding. The record is from RefSeq and is a predicted model, not a curated record.
AGGGGAGGGCUAAAAGACAGGAACUGGGCCCACAUGUGAGCUUACCGUGCCGGCUUGCAGCUCACAUUACCUGACAGCUAAUCUCGCACCGACGGUGUUUCUCCGGGACAGUCUGUCACAGGCAGAACCGACUGGACCAUGGCCUUCUUAGGGAGAGCAGUCCGGCGGAUGGCGUCAGCAGUGCGGCCUCCUGUGUCUCCCUUGUGCAGGACGACCGUUCGUUCCUACAGCUCAGAGCCCACCAAGGAAAAAAGUGUUCCCUACGAGAAGACCCUCAAACAGGAGGAUGGAGCCUCCUCUGGACCCACUAAACCUUUACCGAGGUCAGCGGAUGUCGUGGUGGUCGGGGGAGGCAGUCUGGGCUGUCAGACCGUCUACCACCUGGCUAAAAUGGGGAUGACCAACGUAGUCCUGCUGGAGAGAGACAGACUGACUGCUGGCACCACGUGGCACACCGCAGGCCUGCUGUGGCAGCUCCGACCCAGCGAUGUUGAGGUAGAGCUCUUGGCCCACACCAGGAAUGUGAUCAGCAAAGACCUGGAGGAGGAGACGGGUCUCCACACAGGCUGGAUCCAAAAUGGAGGACUCUUCAUUGCCUCAAAUAAGCAGAGGCUGGACGAGUACAAGCGCCUCAUGUCGCUGGGUAAAGUUUAUGGUAUCGAGUCUCACGUCCUGUCACCUGCGGAGACCAAGGACCUGUAUCCUCUGAUGAACGUAGAUGAUCUGUAUGGAACCCUGUAUGUACCAAAGGAUGGCACCAUGGACCCAGCAGGCACCUGCACCACCCUGACCAGAGCUGCCUCUGCCAGGGGAGCCACGGUGAUUGAGAACUGCCCUGUGACUGGUAUCCAAGUUCAGACAGAUGAUUUCGGCAUUAAGAAGGUGAAGGCUGUUGAGACCCCUCAUGGGACUAUUGAGACGCCUUGUGUGGUGAACUGUGCAGGUGCGUGGGCCACCAAACUGGGAAAAAUGGCCGGAGUCAAGGUGCCUCUUGUUGCCAUGCAUCAUGCCUAUGUGGUGACAGAGAGAAUCGAAGGCAUACAGAACAUGCCAAAUGUCAGGGACCAUGAUGCAUCAGUGUACCUGCGCCUCCAAGGUGACGCCUUGUCUGUAGGUGGUUAUGAACACAACCCCAUCUUCUGGGAUGAGGUGUCUGAUAAGUUUGCCUUCAGCCUGUUUGACCUGGACUGGGAUGUAUUCAUGACACAUAUUGAGGGUGCAAUCAACAGAGUUCCUGUUCUGGAGCAGACAGGCAUCAAGUCCACUGUCUGUGGGCCAGAAUCAUUCACAGCAGACCAUAAGCCGCUGAUGGGCGAAGCCCCAGAGGUCAGAGGUUUCUUCCUUGGCUGUGGCUUCAACAGUGCUGGUAUGAUGCUGGGCGGCGGUUGUGGCCGAGAGCUGGCUCACUGGAUCAUACACGGCCGCCCUGAGAAGGAUAUGUACGGUUACGACAUCAGACGUUUCCAUAACUCGCUGACAGACAACCAGCGCUGGAUCAGAGAGAGGAGCCAUGAGUCGUAUGCUAAAAACUACUCUGUGGUGUUCCCCUUUGAUGAGCCACUGGCUAGCCGAAACAUGAGGAAGGACCCUUUUCAUCAGGUGCUGAUGGAGCAGGGCUGUGUGUUUCAGGAGAGACAUGGCUGGGAAAGACCCGGCUGGUUCAACAAAGAUGGGCCUGCUACUGUUAAAGACUACGAUUACUAUGGGGCUUAUGACAUUAAGAAGAAUACGAACUACAAAUACAAAGAAUUGUUGGGCAGAGAGUACACCUUUGACUUCCCUCCACAUCAUGACGUGAUCAAGAGGGAGUGCCUCUCAUGUAGACACGAUGUGGCCGUGUUUGACAUGUCCUACUUUGGAAAGUUCUAUCUCACCGGACCAGAUGCCAAGAAGGCGGCUGAUUGGCUGUUCACUGCUGAUGUCAACAAAAAGCCAGGCUCCACUGUGUAUACCUGCAUGCUGAAUAAGAGAGGAGGGGCGGAGGCUGACCUGACAGUGAGCAGACUGGAGCCUGGUGCUGCCAACUCGCCCCUGGCACCACAGUCCAGCGGUGAUGCAUACUACCUGGCAAUCGGAGGUGGUGUAGCAGAACACAACUGGAAUCACAUUAGAACAGUUCUUCAGGACCAAGGCUUCCGCUGCCAGCUGACGGACCACUCGGAGGACAUGGGGAUGAUCAGCAUCCAGGGACCAAAGAGUCGAGAGGUACUUCAGGAGGUGCUGGACACAGACCUGAGCAACGAAGCUUUCCCCUUCUCUACCCACAAAGUUGUCAACGCAGCGGGGCAUCAGGUGCGGGCUAUGCGCCUGUCGUUUGUCGGGGAGCUUGGCUGGGAGCUGCACAUUCCCAGAGACUCUUGCCUCCCAGUCUACCGUGCUGUCAUGGCUGCUGGCGCAAAACACGGCAUCAUCAACUCAGGCUACAGGGCCAUCGACUCACUCAGCAUAGAGAAAGGGUACAGACAUUGGCACGCUGACCUUCGCCCAGAUGACACGCCCUUGGAGGCGGGGCUAGCAUUCACCUGCAAACUGAAGAGUUCGAUCCCGUUCCAGGGCCGCGAUAGGCUGGAGAAACAGAAGGAGGAGGGGCUGAAGAGACGCAUCGUCUGCUUCACCAUUGAUGAGAAAGUGCCAAUGUUCGGUCUUGAGGCCAUUUUCCGUAACGGCGUUCCAGUUGGUCACCUGCGGCGUUCUGACUAUGGCUUCUUUAUCGACAAAACUGUCGGUUAUGGAUAUAUCCGCAACCCUGAAGGAGAAGUGGUGAGUGCCGAUUUCAUCAAGAGCGGCGAGUUUACCCUGGAGAGGAUGGGAGUGACCUACAAGGCCAAGGCCCACCUUAAAUCUCCGUUUGACCCUGAGAAUAAACGCGUCAAGGGCAUCUAUGCUUGAGAAGGAUCGCAUGUGAAAGAACUCUGGUUGGAGGAAACAAGGCCGAGAGGUUGUUUUUUUGUUGUUUGUUUGUUUGUUUUUUGGCCAACAUGCAAUCGAUGUUGUUUUAGUCUUCUCUGUGAAACAGAAAUACCAGGUAUCUCAGAUGUUGAAAGUCUAAUUCGUAUUAUGUCUGUAGUUUGAUAGAAAUGGAGGGGAUGUAAUUCAACUUUAAAAUUCUUCCAUUUAUGGUCUAAACUCUGUAUAAAGAUAUGAAGGUAGUAGAAGUACAGAUUAAAAUCAGUUUUGUUCAUAAGCGCCACAUUUUUAAAACAUUUUUGAAACUUAAACUCCGCACUCAUGUGAAGCCAUGAGGUUGCAUGCGUGAUAUAAUGAAAAUGGUGCUAACGCAAACACUAGAUAACUCAGGACAUCUAAAUCUAAUAGUAUGAAGAAUUAGCAGCUGGCAUAGCAGUGGACCUGAGCACAGUAUUAUAGUUGUGAUGGAAGUGUUUUCUACCACGCACAUACAGCUGUUGCCCUCUGCAACCAAAGUACUGAUAAUUGGAUUAAAAUUAAAGUUAGAGAUGCAUUUGUAUAUAAAGUAAAUGCCAUCAAAAUCCCCAAAUAUAAGAGUUACACCAUUACUUCUGAUUUUGUACUUGUAGUGCACAACAUUAUAUUAUGUUGUAGCACUGUAAUGUUGAGUGAGCCCACAGAGUACUGUAUUAGGGAAUAAAAUUAUUGUCAAACUUCACACUAGCCCUCCAGGCAGUUUGAGUCGGAUUACAGUGAGUGAUGUUUGUGCCGAUAACAAUGACUAAAAAACAGAGUUUAACGUGCUUGUGCUGUAUCUAAAUCUUAGGCAUACAGCUCGAGUGUUUAUCAGGGUUGGGGAGAAAAACAGCUGGAGGCGUUUCAUACCAGCCGGGGAAAAAAACACUUCUGGAGAAAAAUGACAGAAAAAGACAAGAGUUAUCAGAAAGCAGCUGUUACAGAUAGAGCUGCUUGUUUUCUGAUUUGCCCUUCCACUGCUGUGCUCUGCGGUGAUAAACUGCUAUUGCUGCUGUUUAUACACUUUAUUCUCUCAGUGUUUUGUGCUUUAUAGCAAAGCUUCUGUUUCUACUGUGAAGCCUCCACAGGGGGCACUAAGCGACAACACCUUAACAAAAAAAAACCCAAAAAAAACACCUUGGCCUCAUUAAUUAAUACUUUAUAUUAUUAAGGGGGGGUUUAAAGAGGGAGUCCUUAAUUUGAGCAUUUACAUGGUUGACACAUUGUCUCUCUAUGCAUAAAAACUAAGCUAACAGCUAACAGCUUCUAGUUUCUUUUUAGAGAAGUCAUGGUUGUUGCAAUGAAUAAGUCUUAAUAACCUUUUAGUUUUAAGGAAAAACUGUGUGCACUUAAAGUGCAACAAAACAAAUCACCUCAAUUAGCACUUUGACAGCUUACAACUGAUUCAUGUGCAGUAAUAAAAAACAAUUUAGCCUUAACAGAGAAUCUGAUUAUUAAUUACAUUUUCCCUCUGUGUUUACAUCCACUUACACAGUUUAGGCCAAACAGUAACCAAAGUCACACACAGUGUGUGUGAACAGCAGCCAAAAGUGUGUGGAAGCAGAGGAAGCCAUUUGUAUGUAUAGCCACUACUUGCCUCUCAGAUGUGUGUUGCUGCACAUUCAGCACAAAAUGUUUACUAAUGUGGAAUGAUUCAUUGAUUCUGCUCAGAAGGCCAUUAAUCAUUGGAAUGGUUGUUCUCCGUAUUGGUUUGGGUUAAUAACAAGAUUUAUAUGGGAAAUGUGAAACAGACUGAUAAAACACUAUCACUACUGGUCCUCUAUCACAAUAUGUCCAGAAUUUAUAGAAUUCUUCUUCUAUCCAUAAAGUGAAUAUUACUUAAAGUUAACAGCAGAAAGUAUAAAUUCUUUUAAAUAUGGUUAUUGAAAUUGUUUAUCUUCUCGCUGUUGUCUGAAAGGGACAGUACAGUCAAAAUCAAACACAUACUUUUUUUUUCUCUUACACGUUGUAAUAUUUAUCCAUCUACACUGUUAUGGUUUGGGUUCCCAGUUGGUUUUAGUGCCAAAGAAAUCCAUACAGAAACUCAACAGCAAUCAUGGUCUGAUUAUUCAGGAUGAUCCACAAAUCUUAUGAGCAGUUCCAUGUAGGUAAUUUGUUUAUUCUUCAGAACUACACUGUAUCACUAAGCCAAAGUAACCAUACAUCUUCUGACCUGAUGGUGAUAUAAGCUACCUUCCUUAGCUUAGUUAGCUAGCCUAAACUAAAAUAGUUCCUACAUGAAACUGAUCAAAACAAGGCAUGAGUAACCAGGUCAUGAUUUCUGGAAAGAGACAUUGCUGAGGAGUUUUUAAAUGAUGCGAAAUGCUAUCUCGUUCCAUUAUGUUUCAGAGAAAGCAGACAUCUCUACAGCUGAUAAAACAGUCAGGAUGGAUAAAUAUCGUUACAGGUAAUAGGGAAAAUACGUACUUUUGAUUCAGGAGUGAACUGUCCCUUUAAGAAUAUUUUUUGACCAGUACAGAGAACAAAAAUGACCUGUGGAAGGACGUUAAUUAAUGAUUCUGUCCAAAUUCAUGUAUGAAUGAAUAAAUUCCAUUUAACUGUU